Molecule: messenger RNA, 1836 nt
Organism: Triplophysa dalaica
Lineage: Eukaryota; Metazoa; Chordata; Actinopteri; Cypriniformes; Nemacheilidae
Gene: mbd3a
Product: methyl-CpG binding domain protein 3a
Exons: 7
Coding region: 140-964 (274 amino acids)
Molecular function (GO): DNA binding
Source: RefSeq, a predicted model, not a curated record
CUCCCAGUUCAUCGGAGUCGCGAGUCAGAAUGUCGAAGGGUGAGCGGAUAGAGAGCAGCAGCCAGGAGUCUUUAACCCUAAACGUUCGCCGUUUUUUCUUCGCGACAGACUUCGGGAAACAGACAGACUUUCCAGAAACAUGGAAAGGACAAGGUGGGGGUGCUCGGCCCUCCCAAAUGGUUGGAAAAGGGAAGAAGUGACCAGAAAGUCGGGCUUGUCCGCGGGGAAAAGUGAUGUCUAUUACUUUAGUCCAACAGGGAAGAAGUUUCGUAGUAAACCCCAGCUGGCCCGCUAUCUGGGAAACUCCUUGGAUCUAAGCUCUUUUGAUUUCCGCACAGGGAAGAUGCUGAUGAGCAAACUGAAUAAGAACAGACAGCGGAUACGAAACGAUAACGGUCAAAGCAAGGGUAAACCUGAUCUGAACACGUCCCUGCCAGUCCGACAGACAGCAUCCAUCUUUAAACAGCCUGUCACCAAAGUCACAAAUCACCCCAGCAGUAAAGUCAAGACAGACCCUCAGAAAGCAGUGGAACAGCCCAGACAGCUCUUCUGGGAGAAGAAGCUGAGUGGACUCCACGCGUCAGAUAUAGCAGAGGAGCUGAUGAAAACUAUGGAUCUUCCCAAAGGUUUGCAAAGUGUUGGUCCCGGUUACACAGAAAAGACACUGAUCGCCGCUCUAGCAAGUGCUCUUCACACCAGUUCUUCUCCCAUCACGGGUCAGCUGUCUGCGGCGGUUGAGAAGAAUCCUGGAGUCUGGCUGAACACAACACAACCUCUGUGCAAAUCUUUCCUGGUUACUGAUGAAGACAUCAGGAAACAGGAAGAUCUGGUUUAUAAUGUGAGGAAAAGGCUGGAGGAAGCUCUCAUGGCUGACAUGUUAGCACACAUUGAAGAAGCCUCCAUUGAUACCACGUCUCCGCAGGAGGAAUCCAACGAUGAGGAGGAGGAGGAGGAGUCGGGAUAGCAGGUGAUCAGUGAAUACAACAAUAUUUCUCCUUCACACACCCAAAGAUGCACUCUGAAGCCUAUGCAGAACAUCCAGCUCAUAACUUAACACGUUCUUCUCUAGUUCACAUUUUACUCUGAACAUUUCAACAGUGCAUUGUAAAAAACUAAACUCUUUUUUUCCUAAACUGUUUAAUGUGGCUUCUCAAUUUACUUUUUUAAAUCAGUUUGGCUGAGGAUAUAUGUAUGGAUAUUAUGUUUCUGAAUGAACCACUGUUUGUCCAUGAAACUGAGAAUUGUGUUUAACGGAAUAAUUUACAAUAUUUGAGAGAAGCUUGAAUAUUUUAAAAUGAAACGUUUUCUAUUCAUCCUAAAUUGAAUCCUUUUUUUUGUAAAAUCAUGGAAAUCUGUACCAUAAUUUUAACAACAGUCGAUUUCACACAAAAGAAGUGCUAUGUUUGAAUGACUGUUAUCCUUGAGAUAUUAUACUCGUAGCACAUGUUGUUUUGUAAUAGCUGGUACAAAUAUGGUGCUCAACUUUUUGUAUUGGUCCUUUAUAUUUUAGAAUACUGUGCGUAGAUAUAAGCUUUUACAGUGGUGCUUUUACAUUUUUUCAAAGCCAUGUAGUCUUGAAUCUGUGUCCGUAUCACUGACAGUUUUCUGAUGUUACAUUUGUGAUGUCGUAACAUUAGAUCAAUGAGUUCUGAUGGGACUGAAUAUUUGUGAAGGUUACAGUAUGGAGAUGUGCCGGAUCCAUUCAUUUGAUUUCUGCCGUGUGAUGAUGUUAACACACGUUGACUCGGUUAUUUGCCUUGUUGAUGACAAUGGCUGGUAUUUUUCACUCCCUUUAUUUUAUUCUCACAAUCAUGAUGGAAAUUAAAAGGUUAUGUA